AUGACCAUGUAGCAUUUCGUUGAAGAUGACAACAGUGAAGACGAUAAAUUUGAGGAGAAUCUUGAAAAACAAUACGCUGUAAUUCAGUUACAUUUAUUGUAGUUAUACCCUAAAGCUAGCAAUAAGAGACCUGAAUCCAAACAUGGCAGGCCUGAGAGUUCCAAAUUUUAGUAUAAAAAAUAAGAAUAGCAAAUCAUAGAAUAAUAGCCAAAGCUAUUAGAAGCUAUACCUACUUCUCAAGCUCUCAAGAAGUUUAACUAAUUAGUUUCAUUUCACAAAAUACAGAUUGAAUAAUUCUGGAAAAAUCAUACAAUUAUGGCUUCUUAAACAGAAUUCAUAGGUUUUCUGUUAGAAUCAGGAUUUCAAUUUGAACAAUAUGAAAUAAAUUCAAUUCUUAGUGAUUUAACUAAUGAUCGUGGUGUUAUCACUAUUGAAAGUCUUUGUAAGAAAGUACCUGCAUGGCAUUAAAAUGAGAAUGCUAUGUUAGAAUUUAUAAGGGAAAAAGCUCUCAAAUUGGCUCAGGAAUCGAAGAGAAAGUUCUCUGCCCAAAGGAAACCGAAGCCACAAUCAGCAAGUACAAAACGCAGUGGUUUCAAUAAAGGAGAAUCCAGGCCAAUCAGUGGCAUUUCAAAAAAGUAUUAAUCCGGUUUCAGUGAUUUGAAAAUAUCCAACAUCAAUGAUAAACCAUUGUAAAACAGAUCCAAGCACUACCUACUAAUGGCCAAGCAAAGACAAUAAGAAGAGGAUCGACUUCUGCAAUUAACUAUUAACUAAGGCAAGAAUGAAUACGAGUAUGAAAUGCUCAUUAAAAUGGGAGAAGCCAAUGAAUUGUCUUAAGAACUUGAUAGCAAGAUUACAUACAGAGCAUACAAGACUGCACAAGGACAUUUGAAGGUGCAUGUCUAUGAAUUGGAACACUUUUAAAGAGAUCUCGCUUUGGAGGAGUUUUAAAGAGAAUACAACAUUCUAAGGAGCAGAUAUAAUGAGAAAAAGAAAUUGAAAAUCUGGGAAGUGCUCAGUGAAAAGAAGAAAAAUCAAAAGAGUCUCUAGCAUUUUGGAUCUUCUCAAAAAGAAGAGAUCAAACAAAAUGAAGUUGAUGGUAAAGCUGCGAAUAAGAAAGAAAGACAACAAGAAUUAAAGAAGGUGCUUUUGGAAACAAUGAUGCUUUCGAAUGUUCUGAAGGAGUAAUUGGUGGUAUUGAAUAGGAAGGGUAUCAAUGCAAAUCUUAGCCAAAGUGUAAAAUUAUGA
Paramecium tetraurelia is the source of this 1248-nucleotide messenger RNA. RefSeq lists its product as uncharacterized. The transcript has 4 exons. Lineage: Eukaryota; Ciliophora; Oligohymenophorea; Peniculida; Parameciidae. The record is from RefSeq and is a predicted model, not a curated record.